Symsagittifera roscoffensis is the source of this 1521-nucleotide messenger RNA. RefSeq lists its product as uncharacterized. The transcript has 8 exons. The coding region runs from base 77 to 1162 and encodes 361 amino acids. Lineage: Eukaryota; Metazoa; Xenacoelomorpha; Acoela; Convolutidae. The record is from RefSeq and is a predicted model, not a curated record.
CUCCCAAAAAGCAACAUAAUCACCCAAAAAAUUUCACUCUUCUCUCCAACUGAAUUUGUAGUACACCGACGCAGAAAUGAUCCUCUCUUUGUCAAUAAUGUUUCUCUGGGCGAACUCGAUCCUCGCAGUGACGGAGUCUGAACUGGCAGCAUACUGCUUCAAUAAGUUCUUCGCUCAAUCGUACGGGACAACAGAGACUCUUCGGAAGUACCCAUACCAAGGUGGUAAAAAUGAUCGUUGCUUCAAUGACCAUGACUGCGCCAACUCCAAGUUGUGUCAUUACUCAAAAAAGUUGUGUGACACGGAUCUCCCCAAUAGUGAUCCAAGAGUUGCUGAUUGUUCCUACGCCGCUCCCAAACAGGACCCUUUUACAAUGCAAUGUGGGAAUACCGAUUUCCCAAACCGAUGGAUGGAGCUGAAAAAUGCAGGUUAUUAUCAAAAGGUAUAUGGCAACCUAACUUGGGACCGACGGUUCGGUUUUGUAUCCACCAAUACUCGUCCUUGGGCUGUAGCUAUGUCAUUGGAGGACAACUAUUCCAAGGGAAUUGUAUGUGAAACUAGCUUUUUGAGGAGCGCAGCUGGACUGCAGCCAAUAGUUUGGGACAACUGCUUGUCGGCAGCUGCGGGCAUCCUGUUAUAUGAUAUGCACAUGGCUAGAGAAUGCUUUCCGGAAUUCAUGUUUGAAGAGACCAAAAAGACUUACUUUAUGGAGCACUGUGGGGAAGACGUGAUGAUUAACGUGUUCGAUUCAAUGAAUUGGUACCCUGCCGGGCGAAACUCUGAAGACUCGGGUGCCUGGAUCGUGAAACGGGAAUGGUUCGACACAGUAGGAAUGCUCAAGUUUCCCGUGAGAAACCAAGGGGGGAAUGUUGUUGCGGGGCCACACUAUACUUAUGCAUCAAGUGAGACUUGCAUGCGCAACACGAUCUAUCAUUCGGAAGCCGACCCAUUCAGGAAGAUGAUGUGGCAUGAUAUCACAAAAAUGGGAUGUUACCAGUCUACAUGCGGUCCUUAUGAUGAUUACAUCCUAAUUUGCGCCUACGCUGGUGGAUCGAAUAUGAUGAAUGACAACUCUCCUGUGUUCUCGUAUGAAAACUACCUCGAGCUGAAUGAUUCGGCCUAUUUGAACCCCUUCGAUGGGCUCCCGAUCUGUUAUAACUAAGUGAUGAUUUUACAAUUGUGUCACGACAGUGCAGCAUGACACCACAGUUGAAACUGUAAAAAGCUGGAUUAUGAGAAUAAAUAUAUGGUGCGACACCUAAAACACUUAAUUUUAAUAUAUCUCGUCAAACAACUAGGGACAGCCUAUGUGAUGUAUGAGGGAACGGUGUUUCUAACGGUGUGUUUUUAUUCUGACCCCAAAUUAGCGGUGUGUUUCUCUUCUGGAACUGAUGAGCAUUUCUAUUCUAAUUGCAAAAUAUAAGCAGUGUGGUUUCCUUAUAUUGCGAUAUUUGAUGAUUGAAUUGCAGGUUGAGGUGAAAAUGAAACUGAAAUUUAUCAAAUUGAAGUAUUUAUUGGUGA